CGCAGAACGUGCAACCCCCCUUUAUGGUGGUAUAAUUAGAGGCCUGUUCCUACAUUUCCCCCAGAUCUCGAAUGAAGUGAGAGCAGGCUCUACAGCCAAAAACCGAGUCUGAGAAGUCUGUCGUUUCCGUUGGCAAUAAAGUACCAGGCAUUGCGGCAAUGUUUCGACGACUGGUCCGACCGAGGCAUUUCUUGCCUCGUUGGAAUCUAUUACAAGUACCUGGUUGUACUGUCUGCCGUAUGGGCAUUGCUACGUACAAGAAACCCUUUUUUGAAAAUGAACCGAGUCCAUCGUAUGCCAAGGGAUCAAUUGAACGUAGAGGAAUCACGAAAGCUCUCGAAAGGUUGAAGGCAGAGCUGCCAAUUCAGAUCCCACUAAUGAUUGGGGGGCAAAUAAUUAGUGGGAGCUUCUCAGAAAAACAAUUGAAUCCUUCUCAACACAGACAACCUUUAGCAGAAUGGGCGCCAGCGAAAGAAGCACAUGUUCACCAAGCAAUCAAUUCUGCGUUAGCAGCCAAAUCUGCGUGGGAAGAUCUCCCAUUCGAGGACCGUGCAGCCGUGUUCCUUAGAGCGGCUGACCUGGUGACAGGGAAAUAUCGCUAUGAGAUCAUUGCCGCGACAAUGCUAGGCCAGGGGAAGAAUAUCCACCAAGCUGAGAUUGAUGCUGCAGCAGAGACAGCAGAUUUAUUCCGAUUCUAUGUUCAAUGUGGAAUGGAACUUCUAGCACAGCAACCGACUGUCAAUCCACCGGGUGUAUGGAAUAGACUUGAAUACCGGCCACUAGAAGGGUUCAUUUAUGCGAUUUCUCCCUUCAACUUCACCGCUCUUGGGGGGAACUUGGUGGCUGGGCCAGCCUUAAUGGGCAAUGUCGUUAUUUGGAAACCCUCACUAUAUGCCUUGCAUGCGAGCUGGCUUCUCUAUAACAUUUUGUUGGAGGCUGGCCUCCCCAAGGACGUGGUUCAAUUCGUUCCAGGGGACGCCGAAGAAAUCAGCAGAAUCCUAUUUGAUAGUCCUCAUUUUGCCGGUCUGAACUUCACCGGAUCCACCCAAGUUUUUAAAAGCCUGUUGGGCAAUAUAGGAGUCGCUACAGCGGAGGACAAAUAUUUGAGUUAUCCCAGAGUUGUUGGAGAGACUGGAGGAAAGAACUUCCAUGUCAUCCAUCAGAGCGCAGAUAUUGAGAACGCAGUCAACAACACCAUUCGAGGAGCCUUCGAAUACCAGGGACAGAAAUGCUCAGCCACGUCCCGUGUAUACGUCGCGGAGUCUAUCUGGCCGCAAGUGAAAGAAGGCAUCGUGCAGAAGACCAAAGCACUCAAAGUCGGCAGCCCAGAAAAUUACGAAAAUUUCGUCAACGCAGUGAUCCACGAAGAUGCCUUCAAUCGACUUGCAGAUGUCAUCGAAAAAGCCAAAACCGACCCCGCCCUCACACUACUUGCGGGUGGGAAGACCUCCAAGGAAGAGGGAUACUAUAUCUAUCCCACCGUCUACCAAACCAGCGAUCCCCAGCACGAGCUUAUGCAACGAGAGCUCUUCGGCCCAAUCUGCACAAUCUACGUCUUUCCCGACGACAAGUGGACCGAGACGCUCAAACUCAUUGACGGGACUUCCAAAUACGCCCUCACAGGAAGCGUCUUCGGCCGCGACCCGCUCGCGCUCCGCGAAGCGGAAACGGCACUUCGACACUCGGCGGGCAAUUUUUAUAUCAAUACUAAGAGUACGGGAGCGGUCGUUGCGCAGCAGCCGUUUGGGGGCAGUCGCGGAAGUGGCACGAAUGAUAAGGUUGGGUCGGUGAAUGUGUUGCUUCGGUUUGCGAGUAUUCGAGCUAUCAAAGAGGACUUCGUAGGCGCGAGGGAGAUCACGUAUGCUAGUAAUGAAGUGUAGAAUCUUGCAAUUAGGAAAAAGUACUCUAGGGGCGCUAUGGGGAUAUUGACUUGCUGAACUUGGAUUAUAUAUAUGCGCUUGUUUCUGUUACCCCUAGGGGUUUUGACGAGGAGAUUUCGAAGGCUGUUCAUCAAUACUGGUUUCAUCUUCAGCGUCUAUGCGUACCAUACGCCAGCUUUCCUAUUACACUCGAUCACAUAGGUAUAAGAUCGACCCUUCUCAGACUUAGGACAGCAGAUCUAAGACAUGAAAUAUCCUCCUGUCUAACUGGU
This is a messenger RNA of Amorphotheca resinae ATCC 22711, 2152 nucleotides long. RefSeq lists its product as hypothetical. Gene Ontology annotation, cellular component: mitochondrial matrix. Gene Ontology annotation, molecular function: L-glutamate gamma-semialdehyde dehydrogenase (NAD+) activity. The transcript is spliced from 4 exons. The record is from RefSeq and is a predicted model, not a curated record. NCBI's taxonomy places the organism in Eukaryota, Fungi, Ascomycota, Leotiomycetes, Helotiales, Amorphothecaceae. Bases 159 to 1880 code for a protein of 573 amino acids.